Rubroshorea leprosula is the source of this 1608-nucleotide messenger RNA. The record is from the annotation of a GenBank genome assembly. NCBI's taxonomy places the organism in Eukaryota, Viridiplantae, Streptophyta, Magnoliopsida, Malvales, Dipterocarpaceae.
GCAGAAGGGUUACUGUACGGCAUCGCCAAUAGUCUCUUCGCUUCCACGACGACCACCGUUCACAAUUCAAUCGAAUGGGUAUGCCUCAGAGUCGGCGCUAUCAUUCCCCAAAAACCGUCAAACUAACAAAAGGGAGCUCAGAGAUCCGAAUCUCUUCUCAAUUAGAUGAAAGCUUACGGCUUUAGCGAAACCCAUAUAAAAAAAUUGAUCAAAACGAACGCCAGUGUCCUCCAAUGCAGAGCAGAGACCAACUUCAAGCCCAAACUCGAGUGGUUCAUUGAAAAUGGAUUCACGGGUACGAUUCUCCUGAUCUUAUUUCCUUGAAUCCUUAUAUUAUUACUUGGAGCCUGGACUUUAAAUUAAAGCCAAUAUUCCUACUCUUAAAGCAAUUUCUUGAUACCAAUGAAAAAAUUGUUACUGCUAGCUGUGUUGCAAAGCCUUUAUAGAAUUGCUUAUGCCGUGAAAACUGUCAAAGACACUGGUCUUAAACCGGAUGCUUUUAGCUUUAUACAUUUGCUUCGAGUGGUGAUUCAAUUGACUGAGUCGAAGUUGAAGAAGAAACUGGAAGUGUUUAAGAGCUUGGGAUGGAGUGAUGAGCAGCUCUUGAAUACUAUUAAGAAUUAUCCUAUUUGCUUGUCUUAUUCAGAGGUGAAUCUGAGGACUAAAAUGGAAUUUUAUUUGAAUACCAUGAAGUUCGAAAGAGAGGCUGUAAUUGCCACGCCCGUGUUAAUGAUGUUAUCUCUUGAUAACAGGAUUCGUCCAAGAUAUGAAGUUAUGAAUAUUUUGGGUUCAAAGAAGUUGGUUAAAGAUGGCCUGAAGAUGAUAUGGGUGAUGGAAAUAAGUGAAGAGCGAUUCUUGAAGAUUUAUGUUACAAAGCAUGUUGACAAAGUACCAGGUUUGUUGGAUAUGUAUUGCAGCAUCAUCAACCAAAGAAAGAAAACAGACAGGGCAAAACAGCUGGCUAGUUGAUUACAGAAGGGUCUUCCCCUGUUUUAAUUGACUGCUGCUACUGUUGAUGGUUGCAUCAAAGUAGAACUUAAACUAGGCUUUAAUUUUAUUUCUAUCCCAUGUAAAGUUGCUCAUGAUGCAACUUCCAAAAGGUUGGUGAACUGUUGACUUCAAGAAACCAGGGAUGGCUGCAGAAAAAGUUAUCAAGGAGUGUGAGGCAGAACUUCUCCAUGCUGCUCACAACCUCCAUUUUCUCUUUGGUUCAUUACACUUUUGCCAGACCGCUUUCAAAGUGAAGAAAUGUCUUCAGCCUUGGCUAAGGUGGGUGGAGAGAACUGACCGACUUUAACCCAAGGUCUGUUCUUGGAAGAUUCCAAUUUGUUAAAACCAUACGUUUUUGAAUUUUGAUGUGUAGUUUACCCUAUUGAGGUUUCUUCUUUUGACAUCUUGAACAUUGUUUUCACAUUGAAGUUAUAGAGCUAAAUUGUCAAUUGAUUUGCAUUGUCUUUUACUUUAUGUUGAGUUAUCUAUUCCAUCUUUAGAAACAAUGACAUUAUGUCAUGAGAUAAACUGCGUCUUGAUUAUUGACCAAGCAAUAAUCAAGACAGGUUCCACCAAGAAAAGUUUCAGGAGCUUGAAAGUGCAAUUCAGAACAACACU